GCUGACGGAGGAAGAAGAGCGGCGCACACAAUGCACUGCCUGCCUGACAAGGGUUGUGUCUCCCUCAUUUUCACCAUUAAUUUCCAAUUCAGUGGAAACUCAUGAGAGGACAGCGCCUGGGCCAGUCUCGUUCUUUCCCCCGAGCGUUUUUCUCUCCGGCUUUGACGAGAUUGAGAAACCACUGACUGGAAACGAAAUCUGAUGGUCCAACUUCUUCCAAACAUUGGAUUUACACAGCCCGACCGGAGGAGAUCCGCAGCCCGGCGGGGGCUCGGCCGACACCCUGGAAAUCGAGUCCGAGGCUUAGAAAUUUGGGCCUUGGUUUUUUUUUUUUUUUUUUCAGCGAAGGAGGAAUAACAAAACGAUACCUCUGUGUGAUGCACCGAAGUGUAAUUAUUCUCUGGCGUGUCGACGUUUCUAAAAUAUCCCACGUCCUCGUCCUGCUGCCUUUAAAAUUUUGAGGGGUUUCUGCGUGUGGCUCAGCUAGCUAACAGCUGGAUUUGCUAACGCUAGCUAGCCGAGGUGCUAACGUUACGUCUUUCUUUUGAUGUGAUGAGAAUUCAACCAUCACCAUCAUCGGCCAUCAACAUCCCAACAGGAGCAAAUUUCCUGUUGGAUACCGUGUAUGUUCCCAGUCUGCCAGUGUCGCCCUCACUCUUCCCAGACACGUUAUAACAAUAUCGUUGUAUUUUUAGGCCGCUGUCAGACUAUAAUGUAAUAUAUUGCGUUAGCCUUGUCCAUGCUAUCCGAGGGAGCUAACUGGCUGACCUAACGUCAAAUACAAGUAGCCCUGCUACCUAAAAUAAGAUAGACAGCUCUUUUUGUUGCCUGGAUUAAGCGUGAUCUACUGUAGCUGUCAACAGUAACACGGUCCAUUUCAGAUUGAUGUGAAAUAACACCACGGAAACCUCUGAGUUAAUGUUGGAUAAAGAUGUGAUUGGCCUUGCUAGCUAGCUAACCGUAUAAUUUUGCUAAUAUAUUUGUCAGGGUUUGCAGAAAUAAGAAAAUCCUCGGACGUUGUUUUAGGGAAAGUGGUUUUAUUUUGCGUUGCACGUAUACACACGUCAGUCCUUUCUGUCUGUUACACACCAAGACUGGUCUUUUUUGUUUACAUGCGACCAACUUCUGUGGUGGUCGCUUCUUGCUAGCUAGCCAGCUAGCUAAUAAUAGCUUUUUAGUUGAUACUAUCAGCUAUGUCUUGACAGCUGUUUUGUUAUUCUUCGUUUAAAAUUUACAUUUGGAUUCAAGUUCGUUUGGCAGAUUAAUUGAAAUGACACUCAAAUUUCGCCGAAAGAAAGGCACCGAUGCCAAUAGACUGUUGUCAGAGGACGGUAAAUAAUAGCCACUGGUUCCAUUUACGCCAUUUUAACAGAGGCUCCCUGUGAGGGGGGCAGUUUGGUGUUUUCCUUCUGCGGUUCGGUGCUUUUUCCACCGGACCGGGGGACUUGAAUAAAGUGCCUUUUGGUCCCGUCGGAUACACAAAAGGGGGGAGGUGGCGUCCGGACAUGGAGGGCCCGAGCAGAAGCAACGAGAGACGGAGCCGGAGGUCCCGGUCCCAGCGCGACAGGGACCGGCGGAGGAGGAGGGUGGACCUGGCCGAGGACCGGGCCACGUCCCUGUCCUCGGGCUCCGACCGGGAGGCCAGCGGCACCAACGGCGUCCUGGGCCCCGGAGGGAGGGAGUGCCGGCCCGGUUUCGGCAGACACAGGCCUCCACGGCGGAGGAAAAGGGAGUCCGUGUCCUGCGAGGAAGACAUCAUAGACGGAUUCGCCAUUGCGAGCUUCAUCAGCCUGGAAGCGCUGGAGAUGGACUGUUCCCUGAAGCCCAAUCAGCGCACCGAUAUGCUGGGAAGGAAGAUUAAGGGCAAACGGGGACCAGAGGAGAACGGCGGAGGGCCGCUUUCUGAACCGGAGGAAGGAGGCCCGCACAGCCACUCCAGCAGCUGCAAGAACAAAAACAAGAGGAGAAAGAUAGAGGGGUCACUUCUGGAGACCGGCUACAUAUGCGACACUGAGAGCGACGCUGGAGAUAAGGCCUCCGACAACGACGUGGAUCCGGUGUUCACAGUCAGCACCAGAAAAGCUGUGGACGGCGCCCCGUCGAACGUGAGCAAAAGCCUCCCGCCGCUGCCGGUGCGGGUGGGCGCCGUGUCCCUGCUGAUGGUCACGCCCCGGGUGUCCGGCCUGGAGCGCAGCCAGGAGAAAAGCCUGGAGCCGGACUCCGUCUCCUCUUCUACCUCUUCCGCCCCGCUCUUCUCCUGCCUCCCCCCCCACCCGGAGGCCGGCGGCGUGCCGAGGCCUCCGGGCGCGCUCAACGGCGCCGGCCGCCAUCACCACAACGGCAGCCCGCCGCUCUCCAAACCCAAGCCCUUCCUCUCCCUGCCCGGGCAAUCCCACUCCAUGUACAAACUCGGCAACAGGAGCAGCACGCCGGUCAAACCUCCGUCGGCGGCGGCGUCCGUCCCGUCUUCCUUAUCCUCCAUGCGUCCCACCACUCCCUCCACCAGUGUGUCUCUGCCAUACAGCCGGGGCUCAGGAUCCUCAGGGCCCCUGCGGCCCCCCUCCAGAGCCAGUUCCGGGGCCCUGUUCACCCCCUCCCCCAGCCUGCCUCCCCCUCCGCCUCUGCUACAAGAGCGUGAGGGCCGGCGCAGCGUCCCGGGUCCAGAAAACGGCGCCACGCCGGCAGGCCGCUCCACCCCCGGCGGGCCGUCCAGCUCGGUGUCGGGCUCCUCGGGCCGGGCCUCGCAGAACCAGACCAGCAUGCCGCCGCUGGCGCUCCAGUUCCAUCAUCACAACCACCAGCACCAGCACACGCACACGCACCAACACUUCACGCCCUUCCUGCAUCCCACCGCCACCGCGCCGCCUCUGUUCGAUAAGUACCCGGGCAAAAUGGACGGGCUGUACCGACACCCUUUCUUCCCACAGUACCCACCACCCUCAGUGCCGAGCAUCCAGCCUGUGAUUCCUCCCAACGGGCCUUUCAGCUCUUUACAGGGAGCCUUUCAGCCAAAGGGAAACGGUCCCGAUCUGACGGCGCGCCUCGGGGUGGUGCCUCACCACCUGCAGCCCAAAGACCCCAGGAAACCAGGAAAAUGGUGCGCUAUGCAUGUAUACGUCGCCUGGAUGAUCCUGAGUCAUCAGAAAAAAGUGAAGCUCAUGCAGGCCGACCCGCACAAGUUGGACUUCCGCAGCGAACUCCUGGCUCGUUUUCCUGGAGGAGGCGGACUGGGCCAACUGGGGCCAAUGGGAGGAGCCCUGCCUCCAGCUCACGACCUGACCAGGCCUCCCAGCCUGUUCUCAGCCACAGGCGCCGUCAACCCGUCCUCGGCGCCGUUCAUGUCUCCAUCAGCUCCUCACUCCUCUUUCCUACAACCGCCCACGCAUUUAGAUCCGUACGGCAGAUCCCCGCCCUUCAACCCGCUGGGAGCCCUGGGAUCUGGUGCCUUUGGAGGGCUGGGCAGCCCCACGCUGGGUCAGUUCAGCUGUGUCUUUGCUAUUGAAACGAGGCUCAAAGGAUCAGUUGUGGCUUUUAAAUCUGCCGGAAUAGAGUCUGAAGCCAUUGGACGUUGGUUCAUUUGGAGCUGGGUUAGGGUUGGUGUUAGAAUUAGGGUUGGUGGGGAUGCGGAGGUGGGUGGGGGGUCUGGAGGCUGCCUGAAGGACUACAUGAGGAAAAACACAGGUGGAGGUUUGCCCUAAAUUUGGAGGAAACUUGAAUCCAUCCGGCUGACGCAGGCUGCCGAGGAUCAUGUUUCACUUCAGCUAAAAUUAGAAAUGUGGGAUUGUUCUAGCCCAUAUUUACUUUAUGGGGCAACCGAUGUUGCAGUUAUGAAUGGAAGAGUUGAUACGCGACCUUAGAGGUUGAACCGUGGUCUAAUUGGUCCCACCCAAGCUCCUGACAUCAUGAGAUGGGAGGAAUAGCUAAAGCAGCCAGUCACUCAGCAGAUAUGCAGCAUUGAGGGCUUUGCAUAGAGGCAGAAUUAAGGAAUCCAAACUGAUCCUUUGAGCCGUGCUGUCAUGGAGGAACUGCCUCUCUUAUGAGCUAAAGCGGCAUGGCGUUUGUUCCCCUCAUUCAAAGGAAGAAAGCUAACUUUGAAAAUGAGUUUUUAGCCAAAGUGAAGAUGACCUUUGUGUUUUAAACGGUUCGGACUUUGCGCCAAGUGGGAGUUGGAUGGUUAAACGCAGAUUUCUAACAUGUAACUUAGCCAAAAAUUGGUUUUACAGAUGAUUCAUUAUCUGUAAAAUCGAUAAAAACUACAUCCCAUCAUGCGAUGAAGCAUUGGAAAUUUAAGUUUGCAUGUAAAAAAUGGUACAAAACAAGCUUUUAUCUGUCGUCUACUCAGAUUUUACAGCUUAUCGCCGUUUGAAAACAGGAACUGAAGGCGUCCUCUUUAAAGAGACUUCACCAUAGCUUCCCUAUCUAAUGAGUGGCUGAUUGGCUUCCCCUGGAGUCGGUGUGGGGAACUGAGCUCUGACUAUUUGUGCAUCAAAGCUUGUUAUUUGAAGGAUUGCUGAAGAAAUUGAAUUUUUUUUUCUCUUUGAAUGCGCGUCUAAUAAAUAGAAAAAUACAUUUUCACAGUUUCUAUGAACAUUGAAAAAAGAAACCCACUGUUUUUUCCUUUAAGUUUUCACUCGUUGAUUUGGAAGCUAACACAAUUUGGAGGAUUUCUGUUUGCUAGCCGGUUAGAUUGUGUAGUUUCGAGUGUCCAGCUGGUCUCAUCCUCUAAAAAUGGUAUGUUUGGAAGCAGAAUAAUCCAGAGGAUGAGACUCCACCAAACGCCUCAUAACCGGGAAACAAGCGCGACAUAAAGACAAAAUAAGAAAGUCUGGUCUUUUUUUAUGAUCCCGGAUCCCGUCUUAACUUUUCCGAGGCCUGUGUUUGUUAACUGCUUUCCUUCCCUCUUAAUGUUUUUCUCUCCUGUCUCGUAGCACAGCCACAGCUCAGCUGUCGCUGUCACAGAGACUUGUUUGGAGUUUGUCGUUCAUUUACGGGUGCAAGGUUGUAUGCAUUAAUUCCAGUAGCCCCGAAGGCUGGACCGAGUCCAAACGCGAGUCGGCGCUGAAGGCGUGGCUCGUGCUUUUUUAUUUCUGUCAAAUCGGGAACACGAUUCUGGUCUGUUGGGAAGCCGUCCCAUGGUUUAGUUGUGUUUGAUCAACUAGACCGAGCUGGGGGAGUUAACGACAGCACCCAGUGCUAAACUGUUCCAAUUCUAGGGCUGCAGGUUUGAUUUGUUUAGAGAGGACAGAGCUGUUUUGAUAGACAUGUGCCUUAAACCUGCUACGUAGACCUGUUUUAGAUGCUAACAGCUAAGCAGUUUGUAAAGCAUGCCUCCCUGAAGCCUUUCAGGCCAAUUGUCUGACUUCUGCUCCGACCGCUGAGGUGUUCUGUGUGCUAACUGUGGAAUAUCCCGCCUGCAGCCAGCUCUGUGUUUGGCCCCAAAGAGCCACCGUCCAGCGUGGUGGGAGGCAUGCCGCCCUCCAACCACCACCACGACGCCUGGAGCCGCCUGCAUGGAGGCUCCUCCGGGUUCCCCGGAGGCCCCAGCUGGGCUAAAGGACCCGACAAGAGGGACGAGAGGGACCGAGGGAAGGAUGGAGAGAGGAGAGACAUGCCCCACAUCAAGGACGAGAAGGACAGGGACAGCCUGCUGUAUGGCCGCCCCCCUGUGAGGAUGUCCCCGGUGGGCCCCACCUUCAGGCCGCGCAGCAGCACGCCGGUGUCGCACCUGAACGGCCACGGCGGGCCGAUGGACGAUCUGACGCGCGGUUUCGGCGAGAAACAGCGUCCGCCGCCGCCAUCUUCUUCUUCUUCUUCUUCCCGGGCGCCGCUCGCCGGCGCCGCCCUGCUGGCCGAACGGGAACGUCCGCGCUCGUCUUCAUCCUCCGUGCUCACCACGCCGCCGCCCUCCAACCGCUCGGCCCAGUCGCCCCUGGACCUGUACCCCCCCCGCUCGCAGGCGCACGGUUUCCACGGCGACCACUCCCAUUCCUCCCACUCCUCCCACUCUUCUUCUCAGCCCAAGAAGUCGGACCGAACGGCCACGCCCGUCUCCAAGCCGCCGCCCAUGCUCCUGCCGCCCGUCAAAGUGAAGGAGGAGCGCAAGGAGGAGCCGGAGCACAUCCCCAUCAGCCUGCCCCCCCCCCCCCCCCCCCACCCCCUCGCCGCCGCCCCCCCGCCCCCCGGCAGCCACCCCCACCCCCCCGGCCCCCCCCCCGGGACGCCCUCCUCCCUGUCGCUGACCCCCACCCACAGCGCCCCCCCCCACCUGUCCCUGCUGGACCGGUCCCGGGCCAUCGAGGCCUACCUGGCCAGCGCCGGGGCCCCGGGGCUGGUGAUGGGCCCCGGGGGGGAGCGCUUCUCCCACGGCCCCCCCCAGCCCCCGCCCCCCCCACAGGGCCCCCACAGCUACACCUGGGACCCCUGGAGGGACCUGGCGGCCCAGCAGCACCAGCACCGGCGGGAGGCCCUGGCCCUUCGCUCGGACCCCCACCUGGCGCUCCGAUCGGACCCCCACCUGGCGCGUUUGCUCCAGCAGCAGCGGCUGAUGGAGGCGGAGCGCGCGGCCGCCGUGGCGGCGGCGGCGGCGGCGGCCGCCCCCCAGCAGCCGCCCACCUCUACCUCGGGGCCCGGCGGCGUGCGGCCCGAUUUCGGGCUGAUGGCGCACCACUUCGAGCGCCCGGCGGGGCUGGGGCCCCCGGGCGGCGGGCUGAUGGACGAGGAGCAGCGCGCCCAGAUCCUGAGGGAGGACUUCGAGCGCGCGCGCUACUUCGGGAUGCACCCCCACCCCCACCCGCACCCCCACCUGCCGCCCGGCGCCCACCUCUGCACCCGGGGCUGCUCCCCCACCACCUGUCCUCCGGGGGGGGGGGGCCCCCAGCACCACGCCGGGCUCUACUCCCGCCUGGGCCACAUCAACCCGCACCACCUGCCCAACGGCCUCCUGGCCAAGACCACGGCCGGCCUGGUGGGGGCGCUGUCCGUGGGGGCGCCGCCGCCGCUCAUCCCGUCCAUGACCAGCCGCUCGUCCACCCCCCCCCGCGGCUCCAGGCUGGGGGGGGGCCCCGGCGAGCUGGCCCUGUACAGCGCCCACAAAGACGGGGAGUCCAGAUAG
This is a messenger RNA of Menidia menidia (Atlantic silverside), 7111 nucleotides long. Lineage: Eukaryota; Metazoa; Chordata; Actinopteri; Atheriniformes; Atherinopsidae. The record is from the annotation of a GenBank genome assembly.